Messenger RNA from Dalotia coriaria, 2537 nucleotides. It is a transcript of the gene AstCC, whose product is annotated as Allatostatin double C. The coding region runs from base 859 to 1287 and encodes 142 amino acids. The record is from RefSeq and is a predicted model, not a curated record. The transcript is spliced from 3 exons. NCBI's taxonomy places the organism in Eukaryota, Metazoa, Arthropoda, Insecta, Coleoptera, Staphylinidae.
AUAAAUAAUUUGUUUUUAAAGGAAUACGUCAAUAACUACAAAAUGAUGGGAAUGUGUUUAAUGUACCAAUGCGACAUGGGGAAAUGUCGCGAGUAAUUAGUCAGAGGAGAAAAUCGAUUUACGACGGGAUUUUAAUUGAUUUUUCAAAUCAUGCGCUUCCGCACGUUAUGUAUUUCUGAUGUAAAAUGUGAAGAAGUCUCGUAAACAAGGCGUAAGCGGGCGGAAUAACAGACAGAAUAAAAAACAACUCCCGCCACCGGCGAGUCACACGGGCGUGUAACGCCGAUGUGCUUUUAGUUGACCGCUGCCGCCCCGUUGCGUUUACAUUCUUUAUUACUUUACCAGCGACCGGCUCAAUGUCGCCCCAUCGCCACCCUCGACCACUGCGAAUAUUAUCAUAUCGGAGAUCGAGCGUUUCGCGACACGCUGCAAAAACAAAUGCAACACAAAAAUGAAUGCAAGGACGCGAAUUCUAACGCCGCCUGUAUUCCGGAUGAGUGUGUCCAUUGCGUGGUUGGAUCUUAGUAACAUUUUGGUUGUUGCUGCCGAGAUAAUAAAUAAUUGAGUGAAGUUGCACGGCCGUCGCGCAAAUUGACGAUUCCCGCCCGUUUACGAAGAUAAAUAGAACGAACGCUAUGCGCGGUGCGCGACCGCUUGAGUGCCACCCGCGACGCACGCAGUGUAUAUAAAGAGCACGCUUCUGGACGCUGCACCAUCAGUGCUCCAGGUCCUCCCUCGACAGGAGCGCCGACCCGAAGAUUGCGGACGCACUGACUCAGUCACCAGGAAGAGAUCGUUGCGUGCGGACGAAUAUACGUCGCAUACGAGAUCAUAGCGAGGAGGUGUGCGCUUGCGGAAAUGGCACGGUUUUUCUUCAUUUUCGGUUGGUGCCUUUGCUGCGCUGCGCUGGCCGCUGGCGUGCCCAUGAUGAGCGUCGUCGAAGCGGAGAGCGCUCCGGCAGACAUUGAGGAAAACCAACUGAAGAAGAGGAGCGCAGCGCCCGAGAGCAACCACGAUGACUACCCCGAUUAUCUUCUCGGCGUCAAGUAUGAUGAAUAUCCGAUGAUUGUCCCCAAGAAACGAGCCGCAUUGCUGAUCGAUAGACUAAUGGUGGCGUUGCAGAAAGCGAUUGAGAACGAGGAAGGAAGAGGGUUGGGCUCCAGGACGAAAAACUACUCUUUACGAUCUGAAGAUGGGAUGGAUUUGCAACGUAGAGGACAAAGUGUAUCGGACCAGAAGAACGGACGCUAUUGGCGAUGCUAUUUCAAUGCGGUCUCUUGUUUCUAGGUGUGCAACUCCCUACGCAACGAGAAGAAGAAAACCAUCGGCAUAGUUAGUUGAUCUCACUUCUUUUUUUACAAUCUUCCAUCAUAUCAUUGAGUUUUCCAAUCGUUUACGUUGUCAAACAAUUAUUGCUAUUUUGUACUGCAAACAUUUUUUAUUUAUAAUUUGCGAUAAAUAGGCGAAUAAACGUCAGAUAUUUGAAGUAAAACGUCCCACAUGAAAACAAAAUCUCAAAACCAAAAUGCUGAGCUUCUAAGAUUAAACUAUUAAAUUUAAUUGCAUAAUUUAAUGAAUAAACGGAACAAAAUAUAAAUUAUGCUGGCGGUGGGUAUCAAUUGAUAAAAACACAUUGGGUUUAUACAUUAUACAUACAUAAGUCAUAGCUAUUUAGAAACAUCUAAGUACUUUAUACAUAGUUAUUUAAUGCUAAAAUUAAAUAAUUGUCAAUUGAAAUAUUUUGAAUUUGAUUUAUAUAUAAAAAAAAAACUAAAAACUUGUCCAAUUAGCUCAAUUGUGGUGUGCAAGUGGCCAUUUUUAAUUUUAUUUAAUGUUUUUGAAUUCACAAAACAUAAAAUGUUUCCGUUGCAAAUCAAAUUAAGAACUCUAGCAUUUUGGACCUACGAGUUUUGUUCUCAUUUGAAAUAAAUUUUCUUCAUCAACUUGUAUCACUUAAAGCAAAGUCUCGUUUCUUUCGAGCUAUACAUAAGCUUUCUUGAUCUCCAUGCGGUUGACGUACGUAGAUGCUCUCGUACGUAAUAUGUAUUAUAUUUUUAUACUUCAGGUUAAAUAUUAUUUAAUUUACUUAUUUGUUGAAUUAUAUUAUCAUUUAAUACUUGUGCAAAUUUCUUCUUUAUUACAUUGCUGGCAAAUCUUUUGAGAACAUUAAUAAAUAAAUAAUAGAAGAGUAUUAGUUUGUAAUUAUUUAGAUUGUUUUAAAUGAAUAUUAUUUGUUAAAAAUUAUUUUAUAUCUAUAUAAAUUAAUUUGAAGUGUGAAAUUCAGAAUAUUAUAACAUUUUCAUGAUUUUUCAUAUAAGAUAUGCUUCCAUGGCAUCAAAAGACUGCGAUUCGUUUAUGUUGUGAUAAAAAAUAGAAUAGACUCGAUAUAUUUGAUCAGAUAUUAUGUUAUAUUUGUUAUUAUGAACCAAACAAUGUAGACGAAACAUAUAAGUAUGAAUUUAUGACCGUACUGUGAUUAAGUUUGUAUUAAUUAGAUUUUACAAUACUCAUUAAAUAUAUAAAACACUUCCUGCAAA